AUGGCUGCCCCAAUGAGAGACAGCGCGGUAGACAACGGCCACCGAGCAAAGGUGGCAGACCCCAGGACGGCGGCAGCUACCAACUUUGAAUACGACGAUAAUGAGUGGGACAUAGGAAUUGGCGAUUUAAUUAUUGAUUUGGAUGCUGAUAUAGAGAAGACAAACGAAAAGGCGGGUGGCCCCGCCGGUGGCCCAAUGGCUCAAGCAGCCGGUAAAACCAAAAUGGCCGUAGAGCAUUCUGCGACCGUACAAGAUAAAGGUCUUAAAAUGAAAAUCAAACGGACCAAACCCGGAACAAAAACUUCUGAAGCGAAACACGAAAUUGUUAAGCCGGGAGAACAAAACGGAUCCGAGUUAUUAAGUGAUAAGGGUAAACACCCCCCUCAGACUCCGGGAGUGACGAAAAGAGUAUCGGGUGGACAUAGAAAAGACAAGGCUCGUGAAAAGCAUUGCGGCGGUGACAAGCCUUUGACGAAGCCAUCGUCGGGUCCGUCGAUACCCGAAACAUCAACAGUGAACAGUGUUAAUGUGAACGGAGUUGCGCGGAGUGCAGUUUCUAUAGCCUCAUCCGUCAUGACGACUCCUCAAUCGGCACAACAGCCCAGGCCAGUGUUUCCAGCGUCUCACGGCCCGGGACCUCCUCCGAGCGCGGUUCCAACCACGCCGGGGGGACCUCCUACGCCAGCUACAACUCCAAAACUUGAACCUCCUCGACUCACGGCCGCCGUGCCAGGUCCGGGAGCGGCUUCAGGUUCGGAGGAAAGAUCAUCUUCGUCUUCUCCUCCGCCAACAAAGAAAAUAAAAACGACUACGUUGGAAUCAAAAAAAAUUAUGAAGGCAGGCGAGAAAGGAAUGACAUCUUCUAUUCGAGACACCAUAAAAAAUUAUGUUUGUGUGGGAACGAGUGUAGGAACCAUCACCGAGCCAGAUUGCUUGGGGCCAUGUGAACCAGGCACAAGUGUUACUUUAGAGGGCAUUGUGUGGCAUGAGACUGAAGGCGGUGUACUGGUUGUAAAUGUUACUUGGAGAGGGAAGACUUACGUUGGUACACUUCUGGACUGUACACGACAUGACUGGGCUCCUCCACGAUUUUGUGAUUCCCCUACAAGCGAUUUGGAUGCCCGAACGCCUAAAGGCCGAGGCAAAAGAGGCCGAACCUCAAACAGUACAAAUUCUUCGGGAGAUUUAAGUAACUUUACGGAAACUAGAUCUUCCGUUCACAGUAAAUUAAGAAACGGUAGCACAAAGGGAGGACGAGGCGGAAGGGGAAACACCCCGGCGUCCGGAAGCUCUGGAACCAAUUCGACUGGUUCUAAUUCUCCUACGCCUUUUAUUCCGCCAAAGCAAGAAACUAGGAAAAAGUCAAAGGAAAGAGAUACUACUCCUACUCCUGUUAGUAAGAAAAAUAAAACUCCAUUGUCGGCUCCCAGUAGCCCGCCAGCUUCGCCGGUGCUAUUAGAGUGCCCUGAACCAAAUUGUUCCAAGAAGUAUAAGCAUAUCAAUGGAUUGAAAUAUCAUCAGUCGCAUGCUCAUGGUUCGGCUGAUGAUGAUGACACUAAAGACGCAACCAGUUUUUCAGAAAACGAAGAAAGCAAUACAGAAGCCCCCAGCCCUUCAGCCACUCCUGUAAAAUCUCCUUCUGAAAAGACUGAAACUCUUAAAAAAGAAGAGUUAUCUCAAAGUGCUCCCGUACUUUCUCCUAGCGUUAAUCCCUGUCAGGUCGCUCAAGAUCCACUUGCUCUUCCCAAACCUGAUCCAGAUUCUCCAAGUGUUGCCGUUCCUUUGACUCCUAUUCCUUUGGCACCUCAACCUACGGACCUUGCAUUAAUCAGUUCGUCUCAAAAUGCUCCCGUGCUAUCCCCAAGCGUGAAUCCUUGUCAUAUUUCUCAAGAUCCACUUGCGCUUCCUAAAACACCCAAUCCCGAGUCACCGACUGUUUCAGUUCCCUUAACUCCUAGACCUUUGACUCCUCAACCCAUGGAUCUAGCUUUAAUCAGUUCGUCUCCAGUUUCAUCUUCAUCUUCGGAAAAUGUAAAAGGAAAUGUAAAACCAAGCGUUUUAAGAUUUGGUCCUCCAGAUGAGGAUUAUUCGGUUGGCAUUUUUAGUGGUAAUAAAUCGGCAAUGCCUUCAUCUGUGAUCCCUAUUCCAGGUAGUUCUAGUUUGAUUUCUAGUGGUUCACUGUCGAGUGUCAGAAAUUCUGCUGUAACAGCAAUUUCGAAUGUCGGACAAGUUGCACACAGUACACCUAUAACCGUUCCGAACCCACAUAAUCAUUCUAUUCCAGUUUCGUCAUCUCACAUGCAACCACCAGUGAACAUACAAAAUCAAUCCGUGCAUCAACCUUUAACCCCGGGAUCAUUAUCCCAACAAUUGCCAAUUAAACUCCCUCAGUUUAAACUCAAGCCUACCGCGUCACUAAUGCCAGAUGACAAAAGUAAAGAAAGAGACAGGAGCUCUAAAUUGCCUUCAGGCUAUAAAAAGAAGAGUAGGAAAUCUCCUGCUGGAAGUCCUCACCCCCCGAGCGAUUCAUCUUUCGGCAUGGACUCCACGGGUCGUGAAGAUCUCCAAAGUCCAGCAUAUUCUGAUAUUUCAGAUGAUGCUGCUCCUGUCCUCGAAUCGGAAGUUGGAGAUAAAACAAAAGGCUCAGGAGAAAAAAAAGGGGAAUCAAAUAAUGCCAGUUCACCGCAUGGAAUCCCUUCAUACGGAAUUUACGGGUCUUUUUACGGACAACCUCCAUAUUUAGUUCCUUCCGUACCGCCAGAAGUCAAGUCGAAAGAAAAUCCAGAGAAACCAGAUACAAAGCCGGGUGAAAAAGAGAUAAAAAAAGAAGUUGGCAGAAACGAAUAUUCUCAAAAACUUAUACAACAUCCGUCUCAUUACUAUCCGUACGGUUACGUACCCAGUUAUCCAGGAGGAUACAUGGAACCUAGUUAUCCCUUAAUGGUGUCGGAAGAUAAAAAUAAAGAGUCCACAAAAGGCGACAAAAGCCCAGGGCCCACGGAUAUGGCAAAACACGGGGUCGCUCCCAUUCAGGUUCCGAAUCCAGUAAAAGUUAAACAAGAGCCUGGCGUCAAAGAAACAAAACAUCCGAACGAAAAUCACCAAAUCAUUAAGGAGAGUAUUGAAAUGAAAAGCCAAAUGAGCUCAUUCAUAUAUUCAAGACAAUCUCAGUCAAAUCAAGCCCAAGAAGAUCUAAAAAGAUAUUUGUAUCAGAGAGGAAGAGAACAAGGAGGUCAAAUAGAACAACCGAAGCAAUUCACUUCGAGUAGUAAACUACCUCCAUCUAAUCCGAGUCCUAAAUUAAAAGAAAAAGCCGUCGAAGAAAAGAAAGAAGACAAAAUUAAACAAGAAGGGCAAAAACCCACGAUGGAAACACAAGGUCCUCCUCCGCCCCCCACUAGCCAAUAUUAUAUUCAUCCCAGUUACAUGCAAAGCCCGCAUUACGGAGCCCUUCCCUUCGAUCCAAAUCAUCCAGUUUAUCGUAACAUAAAUCCAAUGUUGGUACCCGGCCCCUACGCAACCAAUCCCUACCUCGGAAUUCCCAGGUAUCACGCUCCAGAGGAUCUCUCUAGAUCUCCGUCGGGUACUACCAAAGCACUCGAUUUAUUACAACAUCACGCAAAUCAAUACUACACAUCUCAUAAAAUUCACGAACUCCAAGAGCGAGCACUUAAAUCGCCCACUCCGACAAAGUCGGCUCCGUCUAGAGAGUCGCCAUCGGGUGUGCCACCGACUCGACCUCCUUCCGGACCUCCUCAAGCCCCUCCAACAUCAACUCCGAAUAGUAUUUCCGGUCCUUCGCCUCCGGUAAAACCUCCGCUAGGAGAUAAGGAUUCGAGAUCACCUCCUCCACAAAGACACGUUCACACACAUCAUCAUACUCAUGUCGGCCUAACUUAUCCUAUACUUACAGGACAAUAUCCCGCUCCUUACGGAGGUAAGCCAAAUACUGCCGUUUUAGCCAGUCAGCAAGCAGCAGCUGUUGCGGCGUCCGUAAUGAACCCUUAUCCGCCUAAAUGA
This is a messenger RNA of Pediculus humanus corporis (human body louse), 4020 nucleotides long. RefSeq lists its product as uncharacterized. The record is from RefSeq and is a predicted model, not a curated record. Gene Ontology annotation, biological process: regulation of transcription by RNA polymerase II. The transcript has 5 exons. The coding region runs from base 1 to 4020 and encodes 1339 amino acids. NCBI's taxonomy places the organism in Eukaryota, Metazoa, Arthropoda, Insecta, Psocodea, Pediculidae. Gene Ontology annotation, cellular component: nucleus.